AUGUCUAAAAUUGAAGAGCUGCCGCCAUCUGACAUUGAAGAUGAAUCCUAUUCUAGUAAACCUGGAGACGUGUUUUUAGCGGUUGUGGAUACACCUGUUAAAGAAACUGAUGAAAUAUUGAUUGAGGACAGUUUUAUUGGCGGUGAGCCCAAAUGGCUGCAUCCAGAUUCACAACCACCAGUUGAACUAUUGAAAUGUGGUGCUUGUAAAUCAGCCGAUAAUAUGAAGUUAUUGCUACAAGCUUUUUCACCAUUAGAUGAUGAGCAAAUGAGUACCAUUCAACAGCGAGUUGGCGUUAAUAAUAUGAAUUAUGUUAAUCCCCAAGAUGAUAGAGUGCUAUAUGUCUUCCUUUGUACCAAAUGUCAAAGAAAGGGCAAUUCAGUGCGUUGUAUAAGAGGUGUAAAGAAGAAUAAAAACGAUGAUAAGCUUUCUGAGAAGAUGGCCUCAGCUUCGUUGGGUAAAAAUUUCCUAAAUAACCCAUUUGACAUUACAAACAACUCUGACUCUACACCUAAUGCAUUUUCAGGUAACCCAUUCGAAAAUCCUUCUACAGCUACCAACCCAUUUGGAGUUGAUAGCACCAAAUCAGGUAUAUCGCAAAAGGAAGGGGAAAAUAAAGAAGAAGAAUCUGCAAAGGCUUCUGCAAAGGCUGCCAGAAAACUGCACGAUUCACAAAAGGACAAAGAAUAUGAUCAAACUAGAUGUUUCAAAAGUUAUCUAUUAUAUGUUGAGGAAGAAACGUUCAAGAAUAAAAAGCCAGCACAUUUGCAACUACCUAAGAACUUAAAGAUUGACCAGGAAGCAUUGGAUUUAACAGGUGAUGAAGAUCUCGAAAAAGACCCGAUUAAGUUGGACCCAAGAACGGAAAAGUUAUGCAAGUUUCUUGAUGAUGACGUAUUCCAAAAGUUUCAAGAGGUGGUCGGUUACAACCCAUUACAAGUAUUGCGUUAUGACUUAGGUGGGAGACCAUUACUAUAUGCUGAAACCAAAAUUGAUAUCUUAUCAACGCUGCCAAGACCUGGUUACAACCCAUCAAGCCAAAGAAUUUUUGAAAUGCAGCUAAUGCCAAAGAUGAUUUUUGAUUUGGAGGAGACAGUAUCUGUUGAAAAUGGAAUGGAAUGGGGCACCAUCCUUGUUUUUACCGAUGUCGAAAAUUACAUACCUAAAUUUGAUGAACACGGUGUUGGCUAUGUAGAAGAAUGUGUCAAGGUCCAAUGGGAAUCGAGAACUUAA
This is a messenger RNA of Saccharomyces eubayanus, 1233 nucleotides long. It is a transcript of the gene TSR4, whose product is annotated as small subunit rRNA maturation protein TSR4. The transcript has a single exon. Gene Ontology annotation, cellular component: cytoplasm. NCBI's taxonomy places the organism in Eukaryota, Fungi, Ascomycota, Saccharomycetes, Saccharomycetales, Saccharomycetaceae. Gene Ontology annotation, biological process: maturation of SSU-rRNA. The record is from RefSeq and is a predicted model, not a curated record. Bases 1 to 1233 code for a protein of 410 amino acids.